AAGGCAUACAUUGAUUCUUUCUCUCUCUUUCAGGCUUCGAGUACCACAAAACAAUCCUUGUUUCUAUCUCCUUUCCGCCUAUUUUUUUUCAUUUCUUUUUUUAUUUUAUUUUUUUUUAAACAUGUCAAACUACGAUACAGUCAUUCUUGAUAUUGAGGGCACUAUUACGCCUAUUACUUUUGUGCAUGAAACUUUGUUUCCUUAUGUUACUUCUGGCUUGUCUGCUUUCUUGGACAGAACUUGGGAUUCACCUGAAUUGAAGCAACAGAUCGAGUUACUUCGCGAUCAAGCUAAAAAAGACGUGGAGGCUGGUAUUCCUCAAGCUAUCUUGAUUCCCUCUUCUGAAUCUCCUGCUGAUCAAAUCAAGGCUGCUGUGAUCGAGACGAUUAAUUGGCAAAUGAAGGCUGAUCGCAAGAUUGGUGCCUUAAAGUCUUUCCAAGGCUACAUGUGGAAAGAAGGAUAUGAGUCUGGUGUACUUCGUGGCGUUGUUUAUGAUGAUGUUGUGCCUGCUCUUGAUCAAUGGAAAGCAAGUGGUAAACAGAUCUAUAUUUACUCUUCUGGCAGUGUUCCUGCUCAAAAACUUCUUGUUGGUUAUUCUACAAAGGGUGAUUUGACCAAGUACUUUUCUGGUUAUUUCGAUACCAGUGUUGGGUUAAAGAUUGAAAGUGUAUCUUAUAGGAACAUUGCUCAACAGAUUGGCAAGGAGAAUGACACAAACCGUAUUUUGUUUGUCACUGAUAAUAUCAAAGAAAUCUUUGCUGCUACUGAGGCAGGAUACCAAGUCGUUAUUUCUGAUAGACCUGGAAAUGCUCCUUUGGAUCCUGAAAGUAAACAGUUCAAGAUUGUUACUUCUUUUGAACAAAUCUAAUGAUAAUAAUAAUAAUAAUAACAAUAAUAAUAAAGCCUCUUUAUUGACAUUUAGUCUCAAUAA
Molecule: messenger RNA, 931 nt
Organism: Gilbertella persicaria
Lineage: Eukaryota; Fungi; Mucoromycota; Mucoromycetes; Mucorales; Choanephoraceae
Product: 2,3-diketo-5-methylthio-1-phosphopentane phosphatase
Exons: 6
Coding region: 122-868 (248 amino acids)
Molecular function (GO): magnesium ion binding; acireductone synthase activity
Source: RefSeq, a predicted model, not a curated record